UCAGAAAACCUUAGAAAUGCAACCGUGCCAUCUAUUAGUUCCUUUUGUGUUCCUUGCUAGUUAUACCGAAGGUGAAGUGUAUACAGCUCUUGCCGACCUAGAAGAAUUACUUGAUACUGAAAGGGUUCUCAUUGGAACCUUAGAAAACUACAUCAGGGCUGAAGAACAGAAAAUCGAUCUUUUGAAAAGAUUCGCAGAUGUUUAUCAGACGCAGCACAAUAAAGCUAUAGAGGAUGUGCAGUUAUAUAUAGCAAACCCUAUCAACGCGUACACGCUGGUUAAACGAUUGACCACGGACUGGAAACAAGUGGAAGAUCUAAUGAGCUCAGUAAUCAGCCAUGAUUACCUAAUGAACAUCACUUAUUUCAAGGAAACAAUGAAGUUUCCUACAGAUGAGGAUUUGAAUGGUGCAGCAGUGGCCUUAACAAGAUUGCAGGAUACAUACAGGUUAGAUACUUCAUCGCUAGCAAGAGGCGAAUUAAAUGGUAUCAAAUACAGUUCAGAACUUUCAGCUGCGGAUUGUUUCGAAUUGGGCAGACAGAAUUAUAAUAAUGGAGAUUUUUAUCACACCGAAUUGUGGAUGAGAGAGGCAGAAGCAAGACUGAAAAGGGAAGCCAAUGAAACGGUGGACCGCAGUGAUAUUUUAGAAUAUCUGGCAUUUUCUACUUAUAAGCAAGGAAACAUACCACUCGCUUUAGAUCUGACCAAUAAACUUUUGGAGAUUUUACCAACACAUACGAGAGCAUUAGGAAAUAAAAUGUAUUACGAAGAAGAAAUAGAGAAAUCCAUAGAAUCGGAAAGGAAGAAGGGAGAUGAUGAAUCUGACAGUAUACAAUAUGAAGGGGUAAAUAGUGUAAAGUUUAAACAUCAUGAAUAUGAUCCAUAUGCCCGAGAACAUUAUGAAACUUUGUGCAGAGGAGAAACCAGCAUUCCAGAAGAGAAGGCUUCGAAACUGAAAUGUAGAUAUUUGACGAACAAUAACCCUUUCUUGUUGAUAGCUCCUUUCAAAAUAGAGGAAAUACACCAUAAACCUGACUUAUACAUGUUCCACGAUGUUAUGACUGAUUCGGAAAUAGCGACAAUAAAAAAGCUAGCUACACCUAGGUUCCAAAGGGCUACUGUUCAAAAUUCCAAAACAGGUGAACUAGAAAUUGCCCAAUAUAGAAUUAGCAAAUCCGCCUGGUUGAAAGAACAUGAACAUAAACACAUUGCAGAUAUUUCCCAAAGAGUGGAAGAUAUGACGGGAUUGACAAUGGAAACUGCAGAGGAAUUACAAGUGGUCAAUUAUGGUAUUGGAGGACAUUAUGAACCACAUUUCGAUUUUGCUAGGAAAGAUGAAAAAAAUGCCUUCAAAAGUUUGGGUACUGGAAAUAGAAUAGCAACAGUUUUGUUUUAUAUGAGUGAUGUUCCUCAAGGCGGAGCCACUGUAUUUCCUGUUAUUGGAGCUGCUCUUUGGCCUAAAAAAGGUGCAGCUGCUUUCUGGUUCAAUCUUCAUCCGAGUGGGGAUGGAGACAUUCUCACAAGGCAUGCAGCUUGCCCGGUACUAGCUGGAUCAAAAUGGGUUUCAAAUAAAUGGAUUCACGAAAGAGGACAAGAAUUUUUGAGGCCAUGUACCCCGGAGCGACCUCCAAAUAAUCUCAUAGCGUGAAAAUUCAACACCCAACUAUUCUCAGAGAGAAGACUGCUCGACAUAUAUGAUGAACACCAUUUUGAAUCACAAACCACAUUAUUUGAUUUUUUCAAUACAUAUCGAAUAAAAAUGCUCUACUACUCUCAAACAAGGAAUUUACACCUAGGUAAUCCUGUUUUAUUCUAAAUAAUUCUAGUUAUGAGAGAUAACCGAAGAAAUGUAGAUAAUUUUCUGUAAUAUAUAAUAUAAGAUAUUUUAACAUA
Molecule: messenger RNA, 1893 nt
Organism: Leptinotarsa decemlineata (Colorado potato beetle)
Lineage: Eukaryota; Metazoa; Arthropoda; Insecta; Coleoptera; Chrysomelidae
Product: prolyl 4-hydroxylase subunit alpha-1
Biological process (GO): peptidyl-proline hydroxylation to 4-hydroxy-L-proline
Cellular component (GO): endoplasmic reticulum
Molecular function (GO): L-ascorbic acid binding; protein binding; iron ion binding
Source: RefSeq, a predicted model, not a curated record